Molecule: messenger RNA, 2156 nt
Organism: Apis laboriosa (Himalayan honeybee)
Lineage: Eukaryota; Metazoa; Arthropoda; Insecta; Hymenoptera; Apidae
Product: anaphase-promoting complex subunit 15-like
Exons: 5
Coding region: 61-510 (149 amino acids)
Biological process (GO): regulation of mitotic cell cycle spindle assembly checkpoint
Cellular component (GO): anaphase-promoting complex
Source: RefSeq, a predicted model, not a curated record
CUGAUAAUUUGAGUGCUAAAUUAUUAAUUGUUUUUAAUAAAUUUUGACAAGAUUUUCAAAAUGUCGAUUAUGCCAUUAUGGCCAAAUUUACAACCUAGAGCAACAGAUCCUUUGUGGUUUAAUGCCGAUAGACCUUGUGAUGAUGAAAGUGAGGUAGUUCAACUUGAAGCAGAACAUCAAGCGUGGAGAGAACAUGUUCGGGUACAAGGUUAUGAUCAUAUCCCCAUAGGAAAGACAGUUAGUGACUUUAGAGGAUCAGAAGAGGAAGAAGAAGAAGAAGAAGAAGAAGAAGGUGAAGGAGAAGAAGAAGAAGAAUCAGAUACCCAUGAAGAAGAAGAAGAAGAAUUAGACGAAAUUGAUAUGGAAGUGAGCUACUCACAUCAACAACAAACUUCCAGUCCAACAGAUACAGUGACAGAUCCAGUAUCAAUUAGAAUGUGUACCGAGAUAGCGAGUUGGAAGAAAAUGAGAGUGUCGAGAACGAAGAUGGACGAGACACCUUUCUUUUGACGAUUAUGAGCUGUUCGGAUUUCAUAGAAUAUCUCUCUUCGUAAUUUAGAAUGGACGAAAGUAGUUAGGAAAAGCGCAUGGAGGUGAGGUUAAAACACGUCAAAACACAAUACGAACGUAAAACAGGAUGUGACGAUUAAUCGAAAAUGCCUAAGCGGGACUGACAGUGGCGUAAUACUACGCACGUCGCGAAAGAAAGCAGAGAAAGUAUUUAAAUGAAGCAUAAAUCGAGAAGAAAUAAGAGUUACGAUCGUUCGUCAGAAACGACUGUGAUAAUGUGACAAAUAAUUAGAAUCACCGACUAUUUAUUCGUAUUACAAUACAAUUACAAUAUUUGCAAUAAUAUAAAAUAAAAGGAAAAAGAAAAAAAAAAGUUAAAAACCGAAAAAAGUAGAAUUGUAAUAAUAACGAAGAAGGAAUAUCAAGAAGGCAGGAUCGACAAAGAGCGAAAUAUUUGAGAGAAAUGCACGAAAAGGCCUUUUGGAGCGACAAGGAAAGAGUGGGGAGGCUCGCGGUAGAGAGAGUCGACGCAUCGAAGACGACGUGCGAAAGAAUGAGAGAGAAUGAGACGAGCGCGAGCAGGAAGAGCGGCACGAGCGAGAGUCGGGGAGUUCGGGAGUACUCGGCCGCUCAGUCGAACGCGCGAUUACAAGCACACGAGACGCGUGGGCUCUCUCUCUCUCGACGACCAAGCUGAAAGUGUUUCGUACGCGACCACGUGCCGGCUAAACCGCCGGAACGUAACAGAACGAUACACGACGAGAACAUACAUCGAGUGACAUCGUAAAGGACACAGUGCCGUUUGCACGCUCACGAUCAUCUCCAUCGAUUUUCGCUUCGAUUUCACGAACUUCACGAAAUCUUUUUCUGCUGGAUGUGUACGAAGAGUGAAAAACAAUACGUCGUAACAGAACGAUCGUGACUUUGAGUAAAAUUUUCCGACGAGGACGGUGCGCGUGCAGUGAGUGGGUGAUUUGUCAGUUGGUGACUUGAAGUGAACAUUAAACCGAAAAAGAAGAACGAUCAACGAUCAAAUAGAAGGAAAUUUUGCAAGCUUGUUAGAUCCAGAUGUCACGGGUGCAUCCUCGAUCGAUAUUCUCUCAUCUCUCAGCAGAUGAUUCUCUGGUAUUGCAGCUCGAACGUUCACCGGCCAGAACUCUUGUCUUUCACACGUUACGCGACGUCGAUCGUGAUUUUCCUUCUCCUCACUUCGUAAACAAUUGCUGCAUCCGGUACACGCGCACACGAUCAUCGAUUAUCGGAACUUGGCCGACCAUAUUGCGGACCAUUCUACUUGCCCGAUAACUCGCGUCAUCUACUACUGUCCGAUCCGCACCUAUAGACUCGCACGAAACGUGGGUGUAGGCGUCGUCUCUCACGUGGGCGCGUAUUUUUGUCAACGAUUGCGAACGAUUAGACGACAAUGAGACUGAAAAAAUGAAACUCGUAUAUAAGCAUAAUUAGGCCAUUGUCCUACGAGGGGGAAAAAAAAAGGAAAGAAACGAAAACGAGCUCUUCGAUCCUCGAUUUAUAUUUAAGAUGACUCGUCAAUAAUUGAUCAUCAAACCAUUGUCUUUUUCUAAUUAUUCUAUGAAAAAAAGAAGAGAAAGGUUUCGAGAAAGAGGGAAUUUUCGUCUCCCUGAAAA